AUGUCAAAUGCAACUCCAUCUCAGACCAACAUCACUGUUGGACUGCAGUACCGGAGACUACUGGAAAUUGUGUUGUUUUCUGCUCCAAUUACAGUGGCAUGCUGUGUGUUUCUCUUCAUUAAUGGGAUCAUGCUUUUCACCUUGAGGAGUAAGUCUGUGUUUAGGGAGACCUCCCGUUAUAUUCUUCUGUAUAAUCUACUUUUUGCAGACACUGUGCAGAUGGCACUAAGCCAGUUACUGUAUCUACUGUCUGCUUGUAGAAUAUGGCUGACCUAUCCUGUAUGUGGUUUUCUCGCCAUGCUCGCUGAUCUCACAAAUGAAGUGUCUCCUCUCACGCUGAUGGUGAUGUCUCUGGAGAGAUAUGUAGCUGUGUGCUACCCACUGAGGCACGCUACCAUCAUCACCAUCAGAAACACAGGUGUGGCUAUUGUUGUAGUUUGGGCGUUCAGUUCACUAAAUGUUCUCAUACAAGUUAUUUUGCUGUUAGAUUUUCCAUUUGAAGAACUGGAGAGCCUGCAGAUGAAAGACUAUUGCUCUGACGUAGCCAUGUUUCUUGGCCCAAUGUCUGAUCAUUAUAACAAAGCCUUCACUUGUUUUCUGUUUGUAUCAGCUGGUGUGACAGUAACUUGUUCCUAUAUUGGUGUGAUGAUAGCAGCCAGGUCAGCCUCCACAGACAAAGCUUCAGCCCAUAAAGCUCGUAAAACACUGCUGCUGCACCUGGUUCAGCUGGGCCUCAGUCUUUCCUCUACUGUACAUGACCCAUUGGUUAUUGCCAUGUCAAAAUUCCUAGACAGAGUAGCAAUUUCACGCAUCCAGAGUAUUCUUUAUGUAUGUAUUAUCCUUCUCCCAAGAUGUCUGAGUGCUCUAAUCUAUGGCAUCAGAGACCAGACCAUCAGACCCAUCCUCAUUUACCAUCUAUGCUGUCGAUUGAAACUGCCAAGGCUGGGGUCUCAACCUACAUGA
Messenger RNA from Thunnus maccoyii (southern bluefin tuna), 963 nucleotides. RefSeq names its product odorant receptor 131-2-like. The transcript has a single exon. Gene Ontology annotation, biological process: G protein-coupled receptor signaling pathway. Lineage: Eukaryota; Metazoa; Chordata; Actinopteri; Scombriformes; Scombridae. Gene Ontology annotation, cellular component: membrane. Gene Ontology annotation, molecular function: G protein-coupled receptor activity. The coding region runs from base 1 to 963 and encodes 320 amino acids. The record is from RefSeq and is a predicted model, not a curated record.